GAGGCCGGGACACCUGUAGACCACAGAGGACGUGGAUCCCGAACGCCGCUCUACCGCGCCGCUUACAUGGGGCACGCAGACAUCGUGGAUACAUUGUUGGCAGCAGGGAGCAUUGCUGGAGGCGAGAGAGGCAGACUUUGCUUGCACACCUCUACAUGUGGCAGCUCAGCAAGGUCACCCCACCUGCAUCCAGAUGCUUGUGAAUGCCGGAGCAGACAUGUAUGCCCGGGAUAUCUGGGCCAGCAUUCCACUACAUCGUGCUGCCAUGAACAACAAGCCUGAGGCCAUCAUGCAACUAAUAGAGUGUGGCUGUGACCCCCAAGUCAAAAACAAGUUUGGAAAGACAGCACUGCACUUUGCUGCUCUUGGUGGUGGCCUGGAUUCAGCUAAAGUCCUUGUGCUGAAUAAUUUGAGCUAUCAUGAGAAGGAUGGCCAGGGUUUUUCAGCACUUGACAUAGCUAGAGUAUAUAGUAAUCACGAAGUUGAAUGGUGGUUCCUCAAAAACCCUUCCCCUGAAGUCAUGCGUCUUCCCAUGGCUGUACCAAAAGCAACAGACUCGGAAUGCUCCUCUUCUGGCUUACCUGGAGAUGGGUCUCCACCAGACUCUUUGUCCUCAGUCUCUCCCGCUACACAGAGUGCAGCCACAGUUACCUAUCACUCAGGUGCAGAAAAUGCAGAUAUUAUUUCAAAUGAUGGGGCAAAACCAGAUAAUACAAAGGUCACAACACAAACUAACACAGUCACAGAAGACAAAGUCAGAAAUACUGAUGAAGCUACAGCUGAUAAAAUUUCAGUUACCAUAAAAAAAGCAGUCACCACAUUAAAGCCAAAGAUUUCCCCUGACACUCGGCACAUUAUGGCAGAUAAAAGCUUGCGAAUUGAAGAAGAGCUUUCGAAAAGUAUCCUUGACUAUAUCAGGAGAGGAGCUAGUCAUCUGCUCAUCAAUAUCCACCACAGUCACGAUGGUCACUACCAAGAUAAGAAUGGAUUAACGCCUCUUCACUGGGCUGUCGUGCUAAAGGAAGCUCGAACGGUGAAAGUGCUCUUGGACAUUCAUAAGCUCUAUCCAGAAGCUUUGUCCUAUUCCGGAGAGACACCAGCUGAUCUCGCACGACAGGCCGGGAAUAAUGAGGUUCUGAAUAUUAUGAACAGGUUUAAGGUUAUUAAGAAAGCGGAGGACCCUGAGGAGCUGUACGAGGAGCUCUUGACAGUGAUCGGUUCCGGGGAUGACGCGUUGAAAGCUUCUGAACUGCUGUGCCAAGGUGCCCCUCUCGAGCCUGUGGGUAGUCUCUCUACUCAUGCUCUGUCCCUCGCAGUCACGUCCAACCGCCGCAAGAUAGUGAGUCUCCUCAUUGCUGCUGGGGCUCCUCUCACCUCCAUGGCUGGGGGCCUGACUCUCCUGCAGCAGGCCUGGAACUCCCCUGACGUCACAAUCCGUGUACAAGUCCUCAUCACUAGGGCUUAUAAGAACAGAUUGGCUUGGGAGAAGCGGCAGCUCCCGUCAUGUGAACGCCUUCUCCACCAGGGCAUAGACCGCAUACUGGACACCCUGGGAGGCCCAACGCCAUGGCGGACCAAGUGGAAAUUCCUGGGCGUGAAGACGCUCACGGCUCUUAUGUGCACGGCUGCCCAGUUCAAUUGCACCCUCACAGUGUUCUUUCUGCAACAGGCAGGGGCUCAGAGCUUCCUGUUGAAUGAGGGUGGCUCUACGUCCCUCCAUGUGGCGCUCCAUUCUAAACACUGGAGUCUUGCAUCUGUUAUGGCUAAAGACAUGAGUGCAAGCCUUUACAUAUCUGACUCGUCAGGUAUUCUGCCAAGGGACAUCAUGCCCAACUACUUACGAGAGGAAAUAGAAGGGGAUUUGCAUGCAAAGGAGAAGAGGAAAUUAGAUGAUAUGUAUGAAAAAUUGAAAGAUGAGAGCGAAAAAGAAGAUGUAAAGCUUAUAAUCCAACUAUCAGACGACCUCUUCUCCCUCUAUCGAAACUCAGACGGCAGCAACAACUCUGAGAUUCCAUCUUAUCUCUCCUCUAUUGUCUGUGCAUCACUGUCAGUAGCAGCACAGAGAGGACUUCUGCAGCUCAUGUACAUGAUUGUGAAAUUCUGUGGGAUACAUCCGGACACAGUGGUCGACUACACCAACGACACCACCGCGCUUCACCUGGCAGCGGCCCAUGGCAUCUCCGGCUGCGUGGCUCUCCUCCUGGAUCUUAAUGCCAAUCCUUUGCAGCCGGACAAGUACGGGCACACGGCCUUGCAUUUUGCUGCCAUGAACUGCCACGACUCGACCUACCAGCUCCUGGCGGCAAUGGUUCAAGAAGAGGAACCAGUGAGCGUAGCAGGUACUGUGCCUUCAGACAUCAAAGAAAAUGUGGAUAAGUAUCUCAAGCUGUACCAGAAGACGGAGACUGCGAUCAAGGAUAACACUAACGUUCCAGAAAGAGCUGAUCCAGCAGAAGCAACAGUGACGUUGCUCAAACAAGUAGGCUUGAGUGACAUCCUAGAUGACUGUAGUGACUUCAGUGUUGACUUCAGUGAGGGUGAGGCAAGGGAAGUGAGCACAGCAGUCCAAAAGGAAUGUCAGAUUAUUGCCAAUGGAGUAGCAUUACAAGACAAGACUUAUGAGGGUACCCUGACUCUCGUGGGGAGCUCAUCCGACGGCACUCGCUUAUAUGCACCGGAUGAAUGUGAUAUUAGCAUUGUUCUUUCAAAUAUCCCCGAUGUUGAGGUCACGGUUGUGAAACAGAGCGAGCGGGAGGUUUUAGACUGUGGACACAGACUCAGAAUCGAGGUCAAGACAGAUGCACCAAAUUUUCAGGGCAACACACUCAUUGAGAACUUCUACAGCCUCGUUACAAGCUACCUGGAAUGCCAUACCCUGCACGACAAGCGACUGAGUGUUGUGCCCCCUGGGGUGACAAGGACCCAGGUGGGCGUGUCCCUGUCUUUCGCGUGGCAGGGGAGCCAGUACCCACUCCUACUCGUGGGGGUCGACCUGGUGCCAGUGCUCCCUCUUCCCUGGCCCAAGGACGUGCUGAGACCAGCGCUGACGCCUCAGGACAUUCAGGAGGUCCACCUCAGCAACAAGGCAGAUGGAACUUGGCGAUGCAGCUUUGCAGGAGCCGAAGUUGCAGUGAUCAGCCAGCUCUCGGCUGAGGAGCGACGGGUCUUCCUGUCCUGCAAGACGCUGCUGUCCCGCUUGAAGGCCGAGGUGUGGAUGCCCCGAGACGUGAAGUCGCUCUACACCUGGUGGGAUUCCCGCCAGUGGAAGAUUCCCAUUCCGGCCGGAUUCGCGCUGAAGAACGCCUUUCUGAACGUCUUGGAACGCAAGCGAAAGGAGGGACUCGAGUGGCGCGAGCAGGACCUGCUCAAGUGGAUGAUCAAAGUGUUCAGGGAAAUGUGCAAAGCUGACGUGGAUUUCUUCCACGAGCAGGAUGAGGUGCAGUCGCGCGAGGUCCUUGUGCCGAGGAAAGUGUAUGCUUACUUCGGAGGCGACUUUGAGAAGCCGAAGGUAGGCGACGGGGCUCCGGAUAUUGUCGAGAUUCUGGAGCAACAACUUCAGAGCAACUGAUCGUCUUCAAUAAAUAUACAGUUAAUUUCACAUUUAUUUGUCUAGCUAUUACGUUAUAGAUUUUUUAUUUAUUUAUUUAACUAUUUACAAUAUAGAGAAGCACAUAUAGUCAUACAUAUACAAUAAAUAAACUUACACGUACAC
This is a messenger RNA of Penaeus chinensis, 3712 nucleotides long. RefSeq names its product ankyrin-3-like. The coding region runs from base 194 to 3568 and encodes 1124 amino acids. The transcript has 6 exons. The record is from RefSeq and is a predicted model, not a curated record. Lineage: Eukaryota; Metazoa; Arthropoda; Malacostraca; Decapoda; Penaeidae. Gene Ontology annotation, molecular function: protein binding.